Molecule: messenger RNA, 525 nt
Organism: Arabis nemorensis
Lineage: Eukaryota; Viridiplantae; Streptophyta; Magnoliopsida; Brassicales; Brassicaceae
Source: the annotation of a GenBank genome assembly
AUGGAUUAUGUGCCAACUGUGUUCGAUAAUUUCAGCGCGAAUGUGAUUGUGGAUGGGAACACUAUUAACUUGGGAUUGUGGGAUACUGCAGGCAAGUUUACCUUGGAUUUUUGUGGACAAGAGGAUUACAAUAGAUUAAGACCUCUGAGCUAUCGGGGUGCAGAUGUUUUCUUACUUGCAUUCUCUCUCGUUAGCAAAGCUAGCUAUGAAAAUGUUUCUAAAAAGUGGGUUCCUGAACUGAGACAUUAUGCUCCUGGUGUUCCUAUCAUCCUCGUUGGAACAAAACUUGAUCUUCGUGAUGAUAAGCAAUUCUUUGUCGAUCACCCUGGUGCAGUGCCUAUCUCUACCGCUCAGGGUGAAGAACUAAAGAAGUUGAUUGGAGCACUUGCUUAUAUCGAGUGCAGUGCAAAAACUCAACAGAAUGUAAAAGCGGUGUUUGAUGCGGCUAUCAAAGUGGUUCUCCAGCCACCCAAAAACAAGAAGAGGAAGAAGAGAAAAUCUCAGAAAGGUUGUUCUAUAUUGUGA